AUGAUGGAGGCUCCAACGGGGCUGAGACACGAUGGUGAUGGCAUGGAGGUUGGCGGAGAUGAAGUUUUGAUGGUGGAUUUGAUUUUGGUGGGGAAGGGGAAUGGCAUGAAGGGUGUUGAUCGGCUUGAUGGAAGAGACUUUGAAGAGCAGACCAAGGAGCACAUUGGGGAGUAUGCUGAUGUUGGCUUGAGGACUUUGGUUCUUGCAUAUCGUGAACUUGAUGAGGAAGAAUAUGAUGACUCAGAUUGCGAGGAAAUGACUGAGGAAGUAGCAGAAAAGAUUGAGAGGGAUUUGAUUCUUCUUAGUGCUAUAGCUGUUGAGGACAAACUUCAGAAUGAGGCCGUUUGGAGUCUCAUCAUUAAAAUAUGGGUUUUGACAGGAGAUAAGAUGGACACAGCUGGCGGUGAAGGAAAGGUGGACGGCAGUACAUUUUUGGGAGAGAAGAUUUGGUUUGUAAUGGGGAUGAACUACGCUAGCUUCUCAGAGGUUUACAUGGAAACAGCUCAUGUUGACAAGUUCAAGACCAUGGAAGAAGUGAAGGAUUUUAAGGAGAGAUUUCGGGCGAGUAGUGUGCAAUUACAAGACAAUGAGUGCAGCAAGAUUGUUCAGGUAUUUCUGAAAUUUGUUUUACACCACCUUGUAAGCAAGCUGAUUCACAGUUACGCAACUUUCUUGGAGAUGGCAAGAAUGAGAGUUGGAGAUGAUUAUGCUGUAGAGAGUGAGAAUAUAUGCCUUGAGGAAGCUAAUAUUGUCAGAACAAAGUGGAAAAAGCUUGAGGCCUUCUUACUUGGAGACGGAGAAAGAUUAGGUCUGCAUUUCGGACUGUUGAAGGGAGAGUUCAUGGUCACUGUAAAAAGAUGGAAAAUGUAUCUGCAGCAAUUGAAUGAUUAUAUGAUUGUGCAAUAG
Messenger RNA from Dovyalis caffra, 906 nucleotides. Lineage: Eukaryota; Viridiplantae; Streptophyta; Magnoliopsida; Malpighiales; Salicaceae. The record is from the annotation of a GenBank genome assembly.